Molecule: messenger RNA, 480 nt
Organism: Nerophis lumbriciformis (worm pipefish)
Lineage: Eukaryota; Metazoa; Chordata; Actinopteri; Syngnathiformes; Syngnathidae
Source: RefSeq, a predicted model, not a curated record
AUGGCUUUCUUAAUCAAGAGCAUGAUCGGCAACCCCUUGUCGGGAAUGGGCCUGGGCGGCGGAGGAGACAAGGAGGAAGAGGCCACCCCUUCGGACCCGGCUAAAGCGGCAGGAAUGACGCGCGAGGAGUAUGAGGAGUACCAGAAACAGUUGGUGGAGGAGAAGAUGGAAAGAGAUGCCGAUUUCUUGCACAAGAAGGCAGAGAGGGCAACAUUGAGGGUUUGCCUCAGAGAAAAGUACAGGCUACCAAAGAGCGAGCAGGACGAGAACAUGAUCGAGAUGGCCGGCGACGACGUGGACGUGCCCGAGGACCUCCUCAAAAUGGUGGACGAGGACGCCACCGAGGAGGAGGGCAAGGACUCCCUCAUGGGCCAGAUUCAGAACUUGCAGAACAUGGACAUGGACCAGCUGAAGGAGAAGGCGUCGGCCACCGUCACCGAGAUGAAGACCAAAGCCGAGGAGAAGUGCGCCGUCAUGUGA